CUUUUGAAUAAGUCACUUUGUCACCAUGGAGCCCAGCAGUCCAAAGAAGAUCCAGUUUGCGGUGCCGCCGCUGCAAGGCCAGUUGGAUCCUCAAGCCUCGGAGCAAAUCCGUCGAAGAAGACCGACUCCUGCCACUCUGCAAAUCUACAGACAGCCUGAAGCUGGAGAUCAGUACGACGCCAGCGGAGGUGCUCAGACUUCAGAUGGCGCUGAGAGGAAGCACAGCACUUCGGCCCCGCCCACCACAAAAGCCCUUCAGUCGGGGGUGGAGCCAAACCCCUGUCAGUUUCGGCCAAUGACAGGCCAGCUCCUAUGGACCAAUCAGAAUGAGCCACAGGAAGACAACGGCAACGAGGCGGGUCUUCUUCUGUCCAAUCAGGAGAGAGCAGUGGAAGCCAGCAGCAGCUCAGGUGUGUCACCCGACUCCCAGAUCCAGGCUUCCAGUCCUGACUCAGUUUCUCGAUAAGCGCAACACUUCAGUCUUCAAGCUUCUCCUCUUCACUAAUUGCUCGACUCUUCUCUCACUAAUGUGGU
Molecule: messenger RNA, 534 nt
Organism: Nerophis lumbriciformis (worm pipefish)
Lineage: Eukaryota; Metazoa; Chordata; Actinopteri; Syngnathiformes; Syngnathidae
Gene: ppp1r1c
Product: protein phosphatase 1, regulatory (inhibitor) subunit 1C
Biological process (GO): intracellular signal transduction
Cellular component (GO): cytoplasm
Molecular function (GO): protein phosphatase inhibitor activity
Source: RefSeq, a predicted model, not a curated record